AUGGAGUUGGAGUUGCCUAAUCGUUUAUACGGUGAGGGAUUGGAACCUCAGGUUAAGAAGAUUAAUAACAGCUGCCGACUAAAACUUCUCGAGUUGCUGAAAGAAAAAAUGGAACCAGAAUUCGAUGAAGUUAUGAAAGAUCCCAUUUUUUCACAGAUUACGGUUAUCCAGAAGAAUGAUCUGAAGUUUUCGGCGAGGUUGGUACACUCUUUCUUGUGUAAGGAGUUGAUGACAAGCAAGAGACAUGAGAAGUGGUUAACUUUCGCUAGGAGACCUCUGCGUUUUGGAUUGCAAGAGUAUCAUGCUGUCACUGGUCUGAAAGUGAAGCGAAAGAAUAACAGUGGGUUAGUGACAUGGAAAGAUGAUGAUGGUUUUUGGAGCAAGCAGAUAAAGACAAAUGGAAAAAUAAAUUUGCAGAUCAUAAAAAAGAAGCAUUUGGAAGAGAGCAAUACCUGGACUUGGGUUGAUAGGGUGGGACUGAUAUAUCUUUGCGUUAUUAUGGGUGUGGUGAUGGAGAAGGAUGAGAAGGUGAAUAUCCCGCAUCUGUACAUGAAGUUGGCGAUGAAUUUGGAAAAGCUUCGGAAUUACUCAUGGGGUCUGUAUUCGUUUGAUUUCCUUCUGAAGCAAAUUGAUAAAAGAAGGCAUAAAUUAGAGCAGAAAGAGGGGUAUCUGAUGGAAGGAUUCUUGUUUGGUUUCCAAAUUUGGAUAAUGGAAGCUGUUCCUGCUUUAGGAGAGAUUUGUGGCACAAAAGUCAGUAAAAAUUUUACAGGUCCACUGUGUGGUAAUUGGAGAGGAUGUGCAAAAUGUUCUUAUGAAGAUAUCAUUGGCGUUGAGAACUUAUUCCCAGAAAAUGGGAUUUUGCAUUCAUUCAUGGAAUCCCACAUAGAUGGAGUGGUCCUUUUGGCAACUGAUUUUGUACAGAAGGAUGAGAAGAAAGAUGAAAGAGUAGAUCGCAUUUUGGAUAUGAUCAAUAGUAAACAUGAUUGGAACAAUCAUGUUUGGGGAGUAAAAGAAGCUAUGAAUUCUGAAUUUGAGGAAUCUGGCGAAGAGAAAGGAGAGGAUCAAACAGCUGAUACUGAGAGUGGUGAAAAUAGUCAUGUUGCAGGGAAUGUUGAUGGCACAGCUGAUGUUUCGGGAAGAAACAAGAGAAAGCAUGCAGACCGAGGAGCAGAGUCAAGGAAGAAGAAUGUUUUGUGUCACCUAGCUGCUUCAUCAAAAGGAAAUAUUGACACAGAUAUGAAAAAUUUCUUGGAGGAUCUGGUAGAAGCUUCUUUUACUACUUUUGGGGAGAAAUUCUGUCAGCAGUUCUCGGACAGGUUGGGUAAGAUUGAGACUGAGGUUACACAACUCAUGACAGCUUCGGAGAGAACUGAGCAAUUUGAGACAGUUGUAACCGACAGAUUGGGAAAAAUUGAGGCUGAGGUUACACAGCUCAGGACAACUUUAGUGGUGACUGAAUUGGUGGGAAAGAGUGAUCAAGCAAGCGGUCCUAGCAUGACCAAAAUCAACAGUGGUCCUAGCACCAGCAAAAAAGGCACUGCUCCAUCAAAGAAAAAGGCUGUAAAAAACCAAGAGUUAAAGACUGCUGAUUCGUGUGUCAAUUUACCUCGUGCAAAAGUUACUCAAUCAUCAGCUAGUGAUCUUCGUAUGGGUACACAAGAGUUUUUAGAAAGUUGCAUGAAGAACCUUCCAUUAGACACAUUUGUGAAAGGUUUGAAUCCUUCUCAAGCUAAAGUCGAAGAUUCAUUGGAUUGGUUGGAACUUCCAAAAUCAUUGAAGAAGCCAACAGAUUCAUUGGAACUUCUAAAAUCAUUGAAGAAGCCAGCGGUCCGAUUAGAUGACCGAGAUAUAGAGCUAGACGGUGAAAAUUUCCCUGAUCGCUGCUUGGUGUUUGUGCAUCCUACAGAUUUUAAGAAGAUGCAGGACUGGCAAGAUACACGAACAGCUAUACAGAUUGGUCCUUCUAUGUUAGACGGUGAUCUAGCCGGACGUAUUAUGUCUGCCAGCAGUUGGCUUAAAAAUUACGAAAUUGAUGCUAUAAUGUAUGUUUUUCGGGAAAGAACAACAUUGAAACGAUGGAACGUAGACCGUGUUGCUUUCAUGACAUGUGUCUUCAGCGACCUCAUUGCUAAGGAUUACCAGAAUUUCUGUAAGGAUAUUAAGAAAUACACUAUGGAUCCAUUACUAUUGCAAUACGGUAAAGGUGAACUGCCUUCCCAUGGAAGAACACGGAUGUUGUGGAAUGUCGAUGUGGAUCGGAUGUGUUUGAUUGCGGGGGUAAAAAAAAUCAAGGAAGUGGAAGCUUUCGCGCAGCUUAUUCUUCGGAUUGUCAAGGCCGUGCAGUCAUUGACAAUACAGAAGCAUCUCCACAUCACUCCGUACAAUGUUUCCUAUGUACCUAUGAGUGGUCUUAACCGAAUUCAACGUCAUUGUGGUGUGUACACUAUAAAACACAUCGAAUGCCACGUGCUUGGGUUGGACAUAUCUAUGGUGAGUGAUGAGAACAUCUGGGAAGCUCGGAUAAAGAUUAUGUGGGAUCUAUGGGAAGCAGCUAAUGAUCUAGAACUGAUUGAGAGAAUGUCAAAGUAUGAACCUAUUAAGUGUAGUAAGCCUUUCGAGUAUGUUGAGAUUGAUGAUUUAUGA
Messenger RNA from Brassica napus (rape), 2643 nucleotides. RefSeq lists its product as uncharacterized. The coding region runs from base 1 to 2643 and encodes 880 amino acids. The transcript has 6 exons. Lineage: Eukaryota; Viridiplantae; Streptophyta; Magnoliopsida; Brassicales; Brassicaceae. The record is from RefSeq and is a predicted model, not a curated record.